AUGAACAUCCUAGCCAGAAGACAACAGUGGACCAUAUUCAUCUGCUGUGUUGUGAUCAUGUUUUUCUCGAUAACGCUAUCGGCUAUGGCAACACCUUCAAACAAAAAGCUCGGAAACGGUAACACUACAUACAAUUUACGGAUUACCAAAAUGCAGUGCGUUGAUACACCCUACAAGCGAUCGAUUCUCCAUAAUUGUACUAUGGUGCACUUACCAAAUAACACGGUUGGCUUAAACAUUUCCGUUGAAGUCCCUAUAGUACUAAGCUUUUUCCAAAUAACCGUCAAAGUGUAUUAUAAAUACACCACCUACCGACCCUUCAUGAUCGACUGGACCAUUGAAUUGUGUCAGGCACUUCGUAAUCGAAACUUAAACCCUUCAACUGUUUUUGUGAUGAAAGUGUAUGCAGAUAGUUUGCCCGAAUUCUAUUAUCCUUGUCCGCAUGGGAACCGAACUUACGCUUUCUUUUGGACGUUGGAGCCAAGCUAUAUUCCGUCAACUUUACCCUCUGGAGACUAUCGAUUGGAUGUCUAUUACCAAGAUUCAACCCACACGACACUUUUCGCUUUUAGGAUAUACGGUUCCGUACGAAAGCAGGGUCUCAUUGGUUAA
Molecule: messenger RNA, 612 nt
Organism: Anopheles marshallii
Lineage: Eukaryota; Metazoa; Arthropoda; Insecta; Diptera; Culicidae
Exons: 2
Coding region: 1-612 (203 amino acids)
Source: RefSeq, a predicted model, not a curated record